Molecule: messenger RNA, 4163 nt
Organism: Alexandromys fortis (reed vole)
Lineage: Eukaryota; Metazoa; Chordata; Mammalia; Rodentia; Cricetidae
Gene: Acad10
Product: acyl-CoA dehydrogenase family member 10
Exons: 22
Coding region: 177-3380 (1067 amino acids)
Biological process (GO): fatty acid beta-oxidation using acyl-CoA dehydrogenase
Cellular component (GO): mitochondrion; cytoplasm
Molecular function (GO): acyl-CoA dehydrogenase activity; flavin adenine dinucleotide binding
Source: RefSeq, a predicted model, not a curated record
CGAGGUUGUCCCGGGAGAGUGCUUGGACUGUGCAGAGCGUUGCGGCCUCUUUUGGGUUCGACCUCACGCUCCUAUCGUUCCGCCCACUCUCCGGCCAGGUUCUUCCAGGCUUUUUGGUUGGUUUCCUGGGUGUUCGACCUCAGGUCUUAACUUUAUGCAGCCUGUGCCCCCCUGCCAUGAGCAUAAGGUGGCUUUUUCAGCCGUCUGCUCUCCACUGGGCAUGGAGGACCGCUGCCUUGAGAAGUACCCUGGGCAGGCAGCGGGGCGUCCUGCGCUGGACACAUUCUGGAGGCCACAGCUACAGAGCAGUCAUUUUUGACAUGGGCGGAGUUCUCAUUCCUUCUCCUGGAACCGUGGCUGCUGAGUGGGAGGUGCAGAACCAUAUUCCUUCUGGAACUAUACUGAAGGCCUUGAUCAGAGAUGGCGACAGUGGACCCUGGAUGAGGUUUAUGAGAGGAGAGAUGACGACAGAGGGCUUCUUGGAAGAAUUUGGGAGAUUAUGCUCUGAAAUCGCAAAGACUUCUGUGCCCGUGAACUCAUUUUUCUCUCUGCUGACCAGUGAGCAAGUGGCAAAGCAGUUCCCAGUGAUGACACAGGCCAUCUCUCAGAUCAGAGCAGGAGGCCUUCAGACUGCAGUCUUGACCAAUAAUUUUUAUCUCUCCAAUGGGAAAAGCUUUUUGCCCCUGGACCGGAAACAGUUUGAUGUGGUGGUGGAGUCCUGCCUGGAAGGCGUCUGUAAGCCAGACCCCAGGAUAUACCAGCUGUGCCUGCAGCGGCUGGGCCUGCAGCCCUCAGAGGCCAUCUUCCUUGAUGACCUGGGACAAAAUCUAAAAGCAGCUGCCAGCCUGGGCAUUCACACCAUUAAGGUUGGCCAACCCGAAGCAGCAGUGAAGGAGUUGGAAGCUCUUGUGGGUCUCCCGUUGUCUGGGGGUAUUCCCAACACUCGUCCUGUGAGGAAGACCAUGGAGAUUCCAGUGGAUGCCUUGGAGAAGUACCUGAAGGGCUUGCUGGGGACCCAUGGCCCCAUGGAGCUCCUGCAGUUUGAUCAUGGACAGUCAAAUCCAACAUAUUACAUCAGGCUGGCUGAUCGUCAGCUGGUUCUGAGGAAGAAACCCCCAGGGACCCUCCUUCCCUCUGCCCAUGCCAUAGAGAGGGAGUUCAAGAUAAUGAAAGCCCUCAGGAAUGCUGGUGUCCCUGUCCCCACUGUCCUUGACCUCUGUGAAGACUCAAGCAUCGUCGGCACCCCCUUCUACUUGAUGGAGUACUGCCCAGGCGUCAUCUACAAAGACCCCUCCCUGCCAGGCUUGGAGCCCGACCAGCGGCAGGCCAUAUAUGCUGCCAUGAAUCAAGUCUUGUGCAGAAUUCACAGUGUGGACCUGCAGGCCACGGGCCUGGACAGCUUUGGGAAGCAAGGGGACUAUAUUCUUCGCCAGGUGCAAACCUGGACCAAGCAGUACCGAGCAGCGGAAACCAGCAGCAUCCCAGCGAUGGAGAGGCUUAUCCAGUGGCUGCCACUGCACAUUCCCAAGCAACAGAGAACCACAGUGGUGCAUGGCGACUUCAGGCUGGAUAACCUAAUAUUCCAUCCUGAAAAGCCAGAGGUGCUCGCUGUCCUGGACUGGGAACUUUCUACAUUAGGGGAUCCCUUUGCGGAUGUGGCCUACAGCUGCCUGCUUCACUACCUGCCGUCCAGCUUUCCCAUUCUAAAAGGGUUCAGGGACAUGGAUGUGACACAGCUGGGCAUUCCAACAAUGGAGGAGUACUUCAGGAUGUACUGUCUGCAAAUGGGCAUCCCACCCAUCGAUAACUCUAACUUCUACAUGGCUUUCUCAUUUUUCCGUGUAGCUGCAAUACUACAGGGAGUCUAUAAGCGGUCACUCACAGGACAGGCAAGCUCGGCAAUAGCCAAACAAAGCGGGAAGUUCCCUGAGUUCAUGGCUGAGCUGGCAUGGGACUUCGCCAUCAAAGAAGGCUUCCGGGUUUUCAAGGAGAUGCCAGCCUCCAAACCACUAGUGAGAUCCUACCACGCAUGGGCUGGGUCGCGGCCACAGAGAACUCCAGCGGGUGUGAGGAGUUCCAGCACUGCAGCAGCUGCUGCCCCUUCUCAGGAGACAAAGGGAAGCCUGAUCAUUUCUCCAGAGGGCCUCUCUCCUCGGGUCAGAAAGUUGUAUGACCAGCUGUUGCAGUUUAUGAAAGAGAAUGUGUACCCCCUGGAGCCGGAGCUGCAGAGACACCAGGCCUCAGCCGACAGGUGGAGCCCUUCCCCGCUGAUAGAAGACCUCAAGGAGAAAGCCAAGGCUGAGGGGCUUUGGAACCUUUUCCUACCCUUGGAGACAGAUCCUGAGAAAAAAUAUGGAGCAGGGCUGACUAACGUGGAGUAUGCACAUCUGUGUGAAGUCAUGGGCAUGUCCCUGUACGCUCCCGAGAUAUUUAAUUGCUCUGCCCCGGAUACGGGGAACAUGGAGCUCCUGGUGCGGUAUGGCACUGAGGAACAGAAGGCCCGGUGGCUGGUGCCCCUGCUGGAGGGCAGGAUCCGCUCCUGCUUCGCCAUGACGGAGCCCAAGGUGGCCUCCUCAGAUGCCUCCAAUAUUGAGGCUUCCAUCAGAGAGGAAGAUGGCUCCUACGUCAUAAAUGGUCACAAGUGGUGGAUCACAGGCAUCCUGGAUCCACGCUGCAAACUCUGUGUGUUUAUGGGAAAAACAGACCCGCAGGCCCCGAGGCACCAGCAGCAGUCCAUAAUCUUAGUUCCCAUGGACACUCCAGGAAUCAAUAUCAUCCGGCCUUUGUCAGUGUAUGGGUUGGAAGAUCCCCCAGGGGGCCACGGCGAAGUACGAUUCAAGGACGUGCGUGUGCCAAAAGAGAACAUAGUCCUGGGCCCUGGUCGAGGCUUUGAGAUCGCACAGGGCAGGCUGGGGCCUGGCCGGAUUCAUCACUGCAUGAGGCUGAUUGGGUAUUCAGAGAGGGCCCUGUCACUCAUGAAGACACGCGUGAUGUCCCGCACCGCCUUCGGGAAGCCCCUCGUGGAGCAUGGCACCAUCCUGGCAGACAUUGCCCGGUCACGUGUGGACAUCGAGCAGGCACGGCUGCUGGUGCUGAAAGCUGCACACCUCAUGGAUGUGGCAGGAAACAAGGCUGCAGCUUUAGAGAUUGCCAUGAUCAAAAUGGUAGCCCCAUCCAUGGCCUAUCAAGUCAUUGACCGCGCUAUUCAGGCCUUUGGAGCAGCGGGCCUGAGCAGCGACUACCCUCUGGCUCCUUUCUUGGCCUGGGCCCGAGCCUUGCGCUUUGCUGAUGGCCCAGAUGAGGUCCACCGGCUGACCGUGGCGAAGAUGGAACUGAGGAACCACAGCAGGCUGCAGGAGCCAGCAGCACCCAGAGUGUAGGUUCUGUCCUUGGGAAGACCAGGCUGUAGGAAUCUGGACACCUGUGUGCUCUGUUCUCUCCAGAGGCGAUGGGGUUCCUUCUCAGGGCGUCUAGGAAGGCAGACGGCAUGAACCGCAGCAGACGCUCCCUGCAACUGGAAUGAAACCAUUCUGUGACAGCUAGAGUGCCCGCAUCAAGUGCCUUAUUACCAAGGGGCUUUGGGGACACAAAGAGUCUCUGUACUUCCUGUGUCACAUGAAAGACAUGGGAAUAAAAGCUCCCACAGCCCUGGGACUCAGGUGUCGGUGGCUUCCUCACAACUAUGCUGCUUCCCCUGCACUGGCCCCAUAUGCUGGGGCCCUGUGGGACGUGGAUGCCAUCGCUCCCGAUUCUCCCCAUGUCUUCUUCACAUCCCCUCACUGUAGGCCCAUAUUUCGGUAUGGUGGAGUAGCCAGGCAUAAAAGCCAUAGGCCCGGUCUGAGCUGAUCACGUAGCUCUGCAGACAAGCUGUCUCUGCGUAACAAUAGCAAGGAUGUACUUGCUAGAAAUGUAGAUCUCCUGAGGAGAGGUGUUGGCUGAAACUGGUCAGGAUGUUUGGGGCUUACUUCUUGGUAAUUUGGAGGAAGUCUUAUAGAGAUGCUAAUUCAUGGACUAUGUGACAGCUAACAUACAGGUAGAUGCGGACGAGACAGAAGGCCAUUCACCUGGUUACCUAGGAGACGAAUCUAAUGUGUUUUCCCACUCAAUUUAUGUGCUGAUAUAUAAGCUGUUUGGAGAAUAAACGAGAUCUUGCCCUUCCAUGA